Lathyrus sativus (Indian pea) is the source of this 1392-nucleotide messenger RNA. The record is from the annotation of a GenBank genome assembly. Lineage: Eukaryota; Viridiplantae; Streptophyta; Magnoliopsida; Fabales; Fabaceae.
AUGUCGACGAAAGCGGAGGCAACGAUGAAGAUGAAGAAGGUUCAGUGGUUCUGGACUUGGGUGAUCGGUUCCGUUAUUUUGAGACUGAUUCUGGUUUACUUCCCCAAAAACCUUAACCUCUCUUCUCGCCCGGAAAUUUCGACCCCUCUCACUAGCAUUCGUCGUCUUGCCGAGGGUUACUGGUUGAAGCAAUCAUCAAUGUCACCCUAUGCAGGAUCAAUGUACCAUGGUUCUCCUUUGUUGUUGACAGUUCUUGGACCACUAACUGUUGCGAAGAUUGAAGGACAACCGGAUCAUCUUUUAUGCAGCUUGGUUUUUGUGAUGGCGGAUGUUGUCACUGCAAUGCUGAUUUGUGCUGCUGGUAAAAAACUUCAAGUGGCGUAUGGUUCAAGUUUACGAUCUGUUGGCCUUUGUCAGUUAUCAGAGGAUUCAGAUGUUUUUCUUUCAGGAGAGUUUGCUGCUCUUGUAUACUUGUGGAAUCCUUUUACGAUUGUUGCAUGUGUUGGUCUAUCAACUUCUGUAAUCGAGAACUUGAUGGUUGUGUUAACCCUUUAUGGAGCAUGCGCACGGGUAGCUCCGUUGGCUGCUUUUGGGUGGGUCAUAGCUACUCAUUUGUCUCUGUACCCGGCAAUCCUUAUUAUCCCAGUAAUACUGUUAUUUGGUUAUGGCCUUGAUGCUCCCCCCAGGAAAUUAUUCCGGCAAAGAAAAAAUCUUGAAGUUGAUGAUUCCACCUCAAGCGCGGUUAAAGUAUUCUCAUGGAGGCCGGUCGUGCUUUUUUUGUUCUGGGCUUUGCUGUGGUCAUCCUACGUUUUAAUCCUCUGUGGCAUUUCUGUCCAACAGCACGGUGGUCUACAGGAGAUGUUCAAAAGAUCCUAUGGAUUCAUUCUUACCAUACAAGAUUUGUCUCCAAACAUUGGAGUUUUUUGGUACUUCUUCGCAGAAGUUUUUGACUUCUUCAGAAGUUUCUUCCUUAUAGUAUUCCAUGGGAAUAUUCUAUUAUUGAUAGUGCCAUUAGCCAUACGUCUUAAUCACCGGCCUUGCUUUCUAGCUUUUGUAUACACUGUGCUUUCUUCCAUACUCAAGUCUUAUCCUUCUGUUGGUGAUUCUGCUUUGUACUUGGGUUUAUUGGGCUUAUUUGCGUAUGAACUCAAAGAUAUGCAGUAUUCAUUCUUCCUGUUUUUUGGUUAUGUCGGGGUUUCACUUUUUAGCCCUGUGAUGCACAACUUAUGGAUAUGGAGGGGUACCGGCAAUGCAAACUUUUACUUUGCUACUGCAAUUGGUUAUGCUUUCUUGCAGAUCAUUCUGGUAAUUGAAAGUGUAAGCGCCAUGCUUAAUCAUGACAGAAUGCUUACAAAGUUAUCUACUGCAAAGCUUCAAAAUGUCAAAUCUUGA